AUGGCGCAAACCACCACGGCAGAUUUGCCGAUCUUGAUCAUCGGCGCCGGUAUCGCCGGGCUCACAUUAGCGCAAGGACUCCGCCUUCGCUCAAUCCCAUUCCGCGUCUUCGAGCGCCAUCCUCAGACACAUGGGUUACAAGGUCAUCGCUUUCGCAUAUCAUCAGAUGGCCUAGCCGCUCUCAAUGGGGUUCUAUCCCCUUCUUUGCAAGACCUAGUUAAACGUACUGCGGCCGACACAGUUCGCAUUGACCCGCGAUAUGUGGAUGUUAGGAAGCUUGAAUACUCAAAGCCCGUACCCGAGAAUGGGGUGACAAUGGCCGUGGAUAGGAGGUGGGUACGCAUGGUGACUACGGUGGACAUCAAAGAUGCUAUUGAUUACGAAAAAGAAUUUGAAUCUUACGAGGUUGUUGACGGAAAGGUCCAAGUCAAGUUCACAGACGGUUCGGUAACACGCGGGCAGCUACUUGUUGGUGCGGACGGCCUCAGAAGUCGUGUGCGUAGACAGCUUCAGCCCGGUCGCAAAUUGCUUGAUCUCGAGCGCUGGAUUUUGUGGGGCCGAGCUCCCUUGACCGAAGAAUUGAAGGAAAAGAUACCGCAGGACAUGCUAACCUGGUGCAUGUACGUUGAUAAGGAAGCUAAUGUCCAGGCUAUUGUCGAGCCUAUGAUGUGGUCGAAAAGCACGCGACAGGAAUCAAAUAACAGACUGCCGGGUUUUUCCAACUACCUCUACUUCGCCGUCUGUACGGGCGUUUCUCAGUUUUCGGAGGUCUUGCCGAAGACAGCCGAGGAAAAGAGGCUGUAUCUGAGUGCAGUGACAAAAACUUGGCAUCCCGCGCUGAAGCUACUAUUCGAUUCGGCUAUGCUUGAUGCGACCGCUUGUGUACCGGUCUUAUCUAGCAAACCUGACAUUGGGGCUUCUUCGACGGGCCAGACUGGGCGAGUUACACUUAUUGGUGAUGCAGCGCAUGCGAUGAGUCCUAUGGGUGGUUCCGGUGGUGAUACGGCAGUCCGAAAUGCAGCAGACCUAGCACAAACCAUUGCUGACGAAGGCGUUACGAAAGAUAGUAUCGCGGGAUUCGAGGCCCGAAUGGAAGCGAGAGCAAAGGAGAAAAUUGAGCAUUCUUUUAGGGGUGGGCAGAAAUUCUGGCGCGGAAAAGAGUGGACGGAAUACCACGAGACUGAUAUUUAA
Molecule: messenger RNA, 1191 nt
Organism: Hypoxylon trugodes
Lineage: Eukaryota; Fungi; Ascomycota; Sordariomycetes; Xylariales; Hypoxylaceae
Product: FAD/NAD(P)-binding domain-containing protein
Exons: 1
Coding region: 1-1191 (396 amino acids)
Molecular function (GO): FAD binding
Source: RefSeq, a predicted model, not a curated record